Ostreobium quekettii is the source of this 824-nucleotide messenger RNA. The record is from the annotation of a GenBank genome assembly. NCBI's taxonomy places the organism in Eukaryota, Viridiplantae, Chlorophyta, Ulvophyceae, Bryopsidales, Ostreobiaceae.
AUGGCCGCCCCUAAAAUUGGCAUUCCUUUCCGCAGCUUCGGGGACGAUCGCCGCAACAUGUUCGACGUUCGAUUCACGUCUCGAUACACUUUGAUGAGGGCGUUGAGUUUCUGCUUGGAUUCCCUCGAGGCUGAUCCCCGCAAAAAGAUCUACAAAAUCUCCAAAUCGAAAUCGAUAAAAAUUAUCGAGGGUGGGAAGAAAGCUGGCUCGCCACAAGGGCUGGGGUCCCAUUCAGGAGGCGAGGCGCUCGACAUGGGUUCCCUGCCGUCUCGGCCUGCGUGCGACGAAUCCAAAGUUCAGAGCGCCCUUGAUUUUGCCGACUACGUGCUGUACUUUCCCCUGUACCUGUGCGGGCCGCUGAUGACGUACAAGGAAUUCCGCCUCCAGGCCGCGGAGCCGCGUCCAAUCCCCCCCAAACGGAUGUGCCUCGAACUCAUGAAGCUGCUCGCCCGCAUUGCGCUGGUUGAGUGCGCGCUGCGUACGUUCUACCGACCCUCCGCCAUCCUAAUUGGCCCCAGCCGGCCGCCCAUGAAUCUUUUGGAAUCGUGGGUAUUCGCGCACGCCCUCACAUGGAUGGCCUUCCUGGAGUCCGCCCUGCCGUGGAGCCUGUCCCGCAUAUGCGCCAUGGCGCAAGGGCUGCAACCCGUCGACGACGCCCCGGAAUUUGUAACGGCGGUAACCGUCUCCUGCCGGCGCUUCAUGCGCAGCUUCCACGUGUCUUGGUCUCAGUGGCUGCGCCAAUACGUCUAUGUGCCAUUGGGAGGAGGGGGAGUGGGACUUGCGGGCUCCCUCGCCGCGUCCCUUGCCCUCCACGGCGUCCAACG